Molecule: messenger RNA, 1545 nt
Organism: Penicillium argentinense
Lineage: Eukaryota; Fungi; Ascomycota; Eurotiomycetes; Eurotiales; Aspergillaceae
Product: leucine-rich repeat domain-containing protein
Exons: 3
Coding region: 1-1545 (514 amino acids)
Molecular function (GO): protein binding
Source: RefSeq, a predicted model, not a curated record
AUGGACAACGAAGUCCCUCUGCCUCCGCCCCGACGGCUACAGCUUCGUUCACCUGCAGGUGCCGGCCGCUCGCCUUCGGGGUCGGUCGCAUCAUCCUUUCGCAAGGCGCGCCGGCUGUCGCGUUUCGAUGACCGCUCAAGUCAGCCAUCAAGCGAUCAACCGCUCUUUUCCAGCGAUGACAUCCCGGCCUCGGGGCUGGAAAACUACAAUGCGCCAGUUUCUAGCUCAGGGCGCAAACGACGGUAUCGCGGGACCUGGUGGGGAGAACAGGUUCAGGAUCCGAAGCGCAAGAGAGCAGAUUUCAAGGAGAAGCGCAAUGUUGAUAGUGGUGUUUGGAUGGGCAGCGACGAGUCUGGCGCUGAUUCGAAUUUGGCGUCUGAAGAUUCCCCAGCUUGGGGAGAGGAUCUUCUGAAGGCGGUGUUGGACCCGAGGGCGCCGGGCAAGUCUUCUGGUGAAUCUUCCAAUGAAAGGGGUCCCGUACCAGUGCAUACGCAGUCUCGAUCGAUUGCUGUUAACGGACAGGAGGAAUCAAAGGAGCACCAUUUUGCGAGAAAGGUGGUUAACGACUGCCUCGAAAAAGGCGAGGAGAGCAUCGAUCUCGGAAACAUGAACAUGAGGAUUGUUCCGAGAGAUAUUCUUCAAUCACUUCAGCACUUGACGAAGCUUCCCUCGGUACUAGAGCCUCCGAUAUCCGAGAAUGCCUACUUCUCACUACGACCUUUUCUCCGCAUCUAUCUUCCUAAUAACUCCUUGACGACACUCCCCAGGGAACUUUUCGAGUUAAGCGACCUAAGAGUGCUCAGCUUGCGUAACAACAAGCUCACUUCCAUUCCACCGACGAUUCGGGAUCUCACAGGUCUCCAAGUCCUAAAUCUCUCUGUUAACCGUCUCAACUAUCUUCCGUGGGAGCUCUUGGGUCUUCUCCAAAAGGAUGAACUGAAACACUUCACGCCACGCCCAAAUCCAUUCCCAUCGAUCGAGGAGGCCAGUAUUGCCGAGUGGCAUCGUCAACCCAACGAGGACGAGAAAGAAAAAGAGAAAGAGAAAGAGCAAGACGAAGAGGAUUAUGAUGAUACCUGCGAACUCGAAGUGCAUGAGCUCCCAAUUCUUUUCACAGAAUAUGAAGGUGCUCCUCCUGAAGAUGCCUGGGGCGUUAUCCACGUAGCCACGGGCCCAACGACAUUUUACAAUAUGGAUGGAAAGCCCAUCGACGAUGCCUCUUCAUCUUCCGGAUCAACGACAGCAACGCAAAAACUGCCUGGCCUCGACUUGAUCACCGACGAGGAGAAGCGUGAGUUCCCGUCCUUGUUGAUCCCGCUGCUGGACCUUGCACAAGGUGUUCGUGCAGAUGGUGGUUGGUACUGCUCCGUGUGUCAGCGGGAAUUCGUGAGCCGUCGGACUGAAUGGGUGGAAUGGUGGGAUUGCACUCCCCAUGAGAACGGUAUGAAGCGACCGCGGGCUUCUGGCGAGAAACUGCGCCCCCUACCUUUCAAACGAUAUGGCUGUAGUUGGACCUGUGUGCCGACCUCGCAACGUGCAGAAUAG